AUGAGAGACAGAGGAAAAGCUCUGGAUCCAACCAACAACAAAAAUGGCGAAUUGUUCCUCCACGACGACGACGACUCUGCCUCUUACCUCCCCUGCAAGCGACACCCUUCUCCUUCUUCUUCUUCACCGCCCGUCGGAAUCUGCCCCCACUGUCUCAAAGAACGCCUCCUCACUCUGCUCUGCUCCGAUUGCGGCGAGCAGCGCCUCUCUUCCUGCUCCUGCUCCCAAAUCUCCCCCAAUCGCGCCUCCAAUUCCAGCAAUUCCAAUCUGGAAGUCGGCAGCGUCUCCUUCCUAAUCGAGAACAAUGCUCAAUUUCAGCCUUCCAACAGUCUAAACCGUUCGAAUUCAAACAAGCCGCCGCAGCCGCCGGCGGAAGUUCUGAUCUUGAAGCGGAGCAGCAGCAGCUGCGUCGAGAUCAAGCGCCGGAGAGGCGGGUUGUGGAAAAUCGGUAGGUUCUUCACCAGGAGAUCGAAGGAGAAAUUGGGUAGUCGCAGUAGUGGUAACAGAAUUCCACACAGCGUCGCCGGAAUUGAAGACCGCGGGAUGGUUUCGAGGUCGAGAUCGUUGUGCAGCUUCAGAGGAGGUGGGUUUUUCGCGGGGUCGGAGGACGGUACCUAUUCAGGGGCGAGAAGCUCUGUUUCCGGCGCCAGGAGCUCUCUCUCCGCGGCCCGGAGCUCCGGUUUCAACGGGCUGGUUUUCGACCCGGACAGGAAAAGCGGGUACAGCGAGUCCGAGCCCAGGAAGAGCGGGUUCGACGUGGAGAAUCAGAAGAGGGAUUGUUCGAUCCCGCGGGUUUCCUCACUCCGUGAAGGCAAUUUCACGACCGCCGUCGACGACUCGGGAUUCAUCGACCUGAAAUUCGACUUCCCGUCGUCGGAGUCGAGGCCGCCGGCGGCGGAAGAGGCGACGGAGUACGGGAUGGCGGGAGGAGACCGAAACGGCGGGUCGUUUCGAAUGACGGUGGGUGACAGAGGGAUUAAACGGAGCCGGAAGAGCUUCAAGAGCUGGAGAUGGAUUUUCCGGCCACACCACCACCACCAUCAACAUAAUCCUAGUAGUUGUAAUCAUGAUUACAAUAAUCAUCACCAUCUGGGUGCGAAAGGGGAACAGAGGAAUAAUGCGGUUAAUCCGAUGUAG
Molecule: messenger RNA, 1137 nt
Organism: Linum tenue
Lineage: Eukaryota; Viridiplantae; Streptophyta; Magnoliopsida; Malpighiales; Linaceae
Source: the annotation of a GenBank genome assembly